AUGAAAAGGUAGCCGCGAGCAAAAAUAAAUAAAUUUAAUACUUUGUAGUGUUGUUUUUUAAAUUAAUUUAUUUGAAAUGGGUAAGUCCGAGAAAACAAAAAGCAAGAAAUCUAAUCGACAUAAUCCACUGUAUGAACAAAUUAUUGAUGAUAGAUAUGCAAAGUCGUCUUCUCGUGUUAAAGCCAGAAGUUGCCAAGAAGAAGAUAAUGAGACUGUAGAUGAUAAGCUAACACAGAAAAUUUUAACUGAAGCUCGAAAGCAGUUGGAAGAUGUGGAGGAAGAAGUGGGUUUGGGCAGCAUAUGUAAACAGUUGCAGACUUCUCAUUUGUUUACUGGUUUACCCACUGAAAAUGAUACUGCUGACUUUCCUGAUGAUGAAGAUGUUCCAGGAGAUGAAUCUCCUGAAGAGGAAAUUGAUGAAGAAACAAAGAAAGCUAUUGAAACUUUCAUGCCAAAUGAUCCUGAUAAGAAAUCAGCCUUAGUUGAUCUUCUUAAAGAAAAGCUUACAGAAAAGCGAACUGAGAUUAAUACCAUAUAUUCAGAUGCUGGAAGCUUGAGAGGAGAGGAAUUGGAAAAGUUCUCUGCUAUCUACAAAGGUGUUGGUCAGGUUCUGUCCAAAUAUCGCAGUGGCAAGAUCCCCAAGGCAUUUAAAGCAAUCCCUAAAUUUGCCAAUUGGGAACAGUUACUGUAUCUCACAGAGCCAGACAACUGGACAGCUGCAGCUAUGUUCCAAGCGACUAGGUUGUUUUCCUCUGGAAUGAAAUCAGAGAUGGCACAAAGAUUUUACAAUUUAAUAUUGCUGCCUCGAUUAAGAGAUGAUAUUGCUCAGUGCAAGAAACUAAAUGAUCAUCUAUAUAGGGCUCUAAAAAAGGCCCUCUUUAAACCUCGUGCAUUUUUCAAGGGUAUGAUAAUUCCACUUUGUGAGUCUGGAACUUGUUCCUUGCGUGAAGCCACCAUUUUUGGCAGCAUACUUGCUAAGUGCUCAAUCCCUAGCCUUCAUUCAAGUGUAGCUCUGUUGUACAUCUCUAAGAUGCCAUACAGUGGUGCCAAUUGUAUUUUCAUGAGAGUACUCAUUGAAAAGAAAUAUGCCCUCCCCUACCUUGCAAUUGAUGGGAUUGUGGAUUAUUUUCUGAGAUUUACAAAAGAUGAUAGAGCCUUACCUUUAUUAUGGCAUCAAUGUUUAUUGACAUUUGUGCAAAUUUAUAAAAAUGACUUAUCUCAUGACCAACAGCGAGAGCUUUUGAAAUUAUUGAAAAUCCAAAGUCAUCCUCUUGUAUCACUAGAAAUCCGCAAAGAACUGUUAAGUGCUAACUGUCAAAAUAGAGAGACAGUAACUCCUAUGACUCCAGAAUGAAAAUUCAGAAAAUAUUUAUUGAAAUAAAAAUCUGUAUACUGUGUACAUAUGUUUGUAUCUUUGAUUAGUUAAUAAAAUUAAUUAUUUUUAAA
Messenger RNA from Argiope bruennichi, 1446 nucleotides. RefSeq names its product bystin-like (gene bys). Gene Ontology annotation, molecular function: snoRNA binding. The record is from RefSeq and is a predicted model, not a curated record. Bases 77 to 1354 code for a protein of 425 amino acids. Gene Ontology annotation, cellular component: preribosome, small subunit precursor; cytoplasm; nucleolus. The transcript has 9 exons. Lineage: Eukaryota; Metazoa; Arthropoda; Arachnida; Araneae; Araneidae. Gene Ontology annotation, biological process: rRNA processing.